Xylaria bambusicola is the source of this 1813-nucleotide messenger RNA. RefSeq lists its product as uncharacterized. The transcript has a single exon. Gene Ontology annotation, biological process: regulation of DNA-templated transcription. Lineage: Eukaryota; Fungi; Ascomycota; Sordariomycetes; Xylariales; Xylariaceae. Bases 335 to 1177 code for a protein of 280 amino acids. The record is from RefSeq and is a predicted model, not a curated record.
CAAGGCUGAUGAGGGGCCAUUUCCCAUCCUCAACUUCACCAUUCAUUGUAUUGACCAUUUAAUCUUGCUUGAAUAUAGAGUUGGUCCUGGCGCAUUAUUUCAGGCUUCCCAUCUCUCUAGAAGCUGAAAGUUUGAUUACGAAAGUUAAAAUACAUAGAGAGAACUCCAAACAAUUACAUUUCUACCCUUCUCACUCUUCUUCCGUUACCUACAAUCUCCAUUGCCACAAGAUACUGAUACGCGCCCCCACGGGCCGAAUAUAUUCAGUAUACAAAUCUUUCGUUUUGCGGCCCAUCGCUUCAUUCAACUUCAAAACAAAGCCGUCUCGUCAACCAUGGCACCGCCCGCGGGUAAGCGUGUCAAGGGGGUUCAGAUCUUCCGUCCCUUCAUAUACGGCACCACCGCUCGCCCCUUCAACGACACAGACAACCCGCGCCCCGUCGGCGUAUCCCCCGAUCAUACACAUUCCUGGCAAGUCUUCGUCAAAGGUGUCGAGGACACCGACAUCUUCUACUGGCUGCGCCGUGUACAAUUCAAGCUCCACGAGUCUAUCCCAAACCAUCUCCGCACCAUCGACGCCGAAACCAUCAUCAAAGAGAACGAAGCCUCAACCGGUGGCAAGUCUAACAAGAAGCCGCAGAAAGCUUUCGUUGUCAACGAGACGGGCUGGGGCGAGUUCGAGAUCACCAUCAAGUUAUACUACGACAGCAAGAGCAGCGAGAAGCCCCAGACUCUAUACCACCAUUUGCGCCUCCACCCUUACGGGCGCAACGAAGCCGAGAAAGAAGCCAUGCGCGCCAGCGGGGAGGUCGUCGCCUGGACGUACGAGGAGCAGGUCUUCAACGAACCCUUCGAAGAGUUCUACAAAAUCUUGACCUCCGGGGCCAGGGACAAGGGCACCCCCAGCGGCAAGGGCAAGGGUAAGAGCAAGGGUAAGAGCGUGCCCGUGUCGACCGCCGCAGAAGGCGACGUCAAAGAGCGCAGCGCCAUGAUCCCCCUCGCCACGCGCCCGGGCCAGCCCUUCAGCCGCGAGACCGAGGAGGCCGAGAUCAAGCGACUGCGCGAGGCCGAGGAAAAGGUCCAGCAGAUGAUCGCCGAACUGAACAAGAGCGUCAAAGCGAAAGAACAGGAACUAGCUGCCCUGAAAGCGAGCAAUAAGGCUGCCUCAGCUGCCUAGAGCGCUGCUGGUGACGGCGGCAAUACUUCCUCAGUACAAGCAGCGCCAUGCAAGAAAUCCAAAAGUAGACGUCAGCGAAGGAGAUAAGCGAGCCAUUGAGCCCGCGAUCCUUACCCCUUGGCCGAAACUCUACUACGCCAACUGUAAUUAUUAAAAACGUUUUGUUUAAGGCCGGGCUAGCUUCAAGGGACCAGGAGAAAGACAGAUACCCCGGUGCGUCAAAAGGUAUGUAUAUAUAUGUUGAAGUUCCGUCCACGUCAUCUUUAAAUGCUUAUUCUUGCUUCAUAGAUGAAACAAAUAUUGGUGGUAAUAUAUAUUAUUUUAAACAUGUGUUCAAGAGAGAAGAAUCAUGGGGAAAUGGGGAGAGAAUCAAAUCAAUCAGUCCUCCUCCUACACAGGUAACUACGAACUGUACUAUCCGGGCAGAUAUUGCGGAGUGUAGGAUACAAAGGUUGCCUUGGGAGAUGGCGUUGAAUUGAAUUUUUGCAACGUUUGGACCUGGCUUGGUAGCAUUCAAGUUACCCGUUAGGAGCUCAGAAGUCCUUAGAUUACUUACUAGCUUUCGAAACUGUAAACUAGUUCUAAUACUACGAAACAUGCGUGCAGUUCCAAGUCAAUUCAGAAUCCUGAAUCACA